This is a messenger RNA of Hordeum vulgare subsp. vulgare (domesticated barley), 835 nucleotides long. RefSeq lists its product as uncharacterized. The transcript is spliced from 2 exons. NCBI's taxonomy places the organism in Eukaryota, Viridiplantae, Streptophyta, Magnoliopsida, Poales, Poaceae. The record is from RefSeq and is a predicted model, not a curated record. Bases 128 to 640 code for a protein of 170 amino acids.
GUAACCGUCGCAUGCGAGCGCGACUGGGCGGCUGCGGCCGUGGCGCAGCCGGGCACGUGCGGCGGCCGGGCACGGGCGACGGCCGGGCGGCGCGGGGCCAUCCACGGUCUGAAGCGGCAACGCGUGGAUGAGCCGGGCAGCCCGUCUUCCUCCUGUGUACAAGAACCACCAUGGAGGCCGGAGUUGGAUGCCACGACCGUUGGGGAGCCCGAACGUUGUCGGGUGCUGGCGCAGUGCACUGACUCGAUUCAGUUAUCCAGUCCGUAUUGACUUCCAAUUGAUUACUCUUCACAUGUGCGGAGAAAAUCGCUGGGACGGGCGUUGUCGGCAUAGACGGAGCCGGUGCGCGGAUGGGCGGCCACGGGCGUCAUGGCUACGGGCACGACGGGCGGCCACUGGCAGGGCGCUGGGCACUGGGCGCGCCCGCGUGAGGGGCGGCACGGCCGGACGGCCACGAACGCCACGGUCCUGCGCGACCAAGGUCAGACGCGGCCACGGACAGGCUCGGGAGACAAGGCCACGGCGCCGGCACGGACUGCCGCAGUCACGACCAGACCAGCAGCCGGAGCGGCUGCUCGACAACGAGCGCCGGGGCACAAUGAAGGCGACGCUGAAGCGUCUAUUCUUCUCGAGCCGCUGAGGGCUUUCCUGCCGAAACCAGGAGCGGGGCCGUCGGGGACCGCGUGAGUCGUCGAGGAGGUGUGCGUGCCAGAGCGCCGUGAGCGAUCUCUCUUCUUUGGCCUAAUUGCUCUUUGUUAGGCAAAGUGCUGAUAACAUGUUAGAGUAAAACGAGAUUGAAUGAAAGUAAUGGACGAUCAGUCGUGAUUUCUAUUGA